Messenger RNA from Mercurialis annua (annual mercury), 513 nucleotides. RefSeq lists its product as uncharacterized. The record is from RefSeq and is a predicted model, not a curated record. Gene Ontology annotation, molecular function: zinc ion binding; nucleic acid binding. The coding region runs from base 1 to 513 and encodes 170 amino acids. The transcript has 2 exons. Lineage: Eukaryota; Viridiplantae; Streptophyta; Magnoliopsida; Malpighiales; Euphorbiaceae.
AUGGGAUUGGAUGGGAUCGGACAUACACGCACGAACUUUGCGGCACGACCCACUGGUUCUGCUCCAUUUCCUGAAGUAAAUGCGAGCGCAUAUAGAUCUCCUCGUGGUCGUGGUCGUGGCCGUGGUCGUGGUCAUGGUUAUGGUCGAGGUGGAAAUAAUUACAACCAUGUCGGUUAUAAUAACUCCUUUAAGCAUAAGAAUCACCACCAGAAGUGGGAUAAGAAGGAGGAGAAACAAGAAAACAGGAACAGUGGACAAUACAAACAUCAAGUGAAAAAUGUCGAUAGUAAAUGUUAUCGAUGUGGCAUGACUGGGCAUUGGUCGCGUACCUGUCGUACGCCCAAACAUCUUGUUGAGCUUUACCAAGCUUCCCUCAAGGAAAAUGGAAAGAAUAUAGAAACAAAUUUUGUUGCUGAUGAUGAUUUUGACCACAGUCUAAUGCAUAAUGACUCUAUAGACAUGACACAUUUAGAUGUUUCUGAUUUUCUUGAGAACAAUAAUAAUGAAAACUAA